CACUUGCAGGCUGGUGCAGUGUUUCGUGGGCUCAGUUUACCGUUGGGAAUACGACUAUAGCUGACAGUGUUGUCCAAAAACAAGUGUUUGCUAUUAAAGUAACUUUGUAUCAGCUAUGAGGUCGCGAGAGUCGAGGUUUACAAUGGAGUUGUCAUUUACGAUAUGUGUGUCACUGUUACUUUGCUUGCAAGUAAACUCACAGUUUGACAAUGAUAUUGAUAGAAUCUGUCCUGAUGUUAGGAUCGGAAGAGACGAUCUCCCAGAAGGUGAAAGUGAUGACCGAGGUGGUUUUGAUCUGAUCAGUAAAUUCAAUUUGGGUGUGAAGAGUGAAAUUGCUGAGGGAGUUAGUCGUGUCGAAGGCUCAACGCCUUUACAGACAGCAUUCAAAAUGGGGAAAUCGUCGCGAUUGGUCGUGCCUGCCAGUACAAUAUACCCGGCUGGAUUGCCAGACGAAUAUUCGUUUGUCGCUACUUACCGUAUGUUAGGCGCUACGGUGUAUGAUGACUGGUAUCUGUGGCAAAUUACGGACCGUUCACUUAGAAAUCAGGCAGCGGUGCGGUUGAAUGGACAAGAACAAUUCCUGGAAUUCUCUUACGUUGACAGAAACGGUAUCGAACAGUCCGUCAAGUUCAGAAACGUAGACCAACUAUUCGAUCGUAAAUAUCACAAGAUACUUCUCAGUGUACGAAGAGACCGUGUUUCUUUGUUUAUUGACUGCGAGCUGACAUCUACAGUUGGCAUCGGCGAGAAAGCCCCUGUGGUGGUCAGAUCAGACACAGUAACGGCACUCGGGAGGCGAUACACUGACGACCAGUCUGUUACGUUUGAGUUACAGUGGAUAAUACUGCAUUGUGACCCUUCCAUUGCUGCCAGAGACACCUGUGAAGAACUUCCGGCUAUGACUGACGAAUCAGGGGAUUGUCCUAUAACAUGCCCAGAAGGACCUCCAGGAGCACCAGGAAUCAAUGGUCCCCAAGGACUUCCAGGUUCCAAUGGCCCACAAGGCCCACAAGGUUUACCAGGAGCGAAUGGAUUGCCAGGAGUUAGAGGACCACCAGGAGAAAAGGGUUCACAAGGAGCAUCUGGUCCCACAGGUCGACAGGGCAUACAAGGCAUUCCUGGCAAUAGAGGAGAAAGAGGUUUACCCGGUCUUACUGGACGUGAUGGAAACCCAGGUGAUUCCGGUCCUGCUGGCCCAAAGGGCAGUCCUGGUGAUGCAGGUCCACCCGGACCUCCCUUGAAUUUUGAGCAUAUUGCCAAUCAACUACAGGCUGUGAAAGGAAUGCCAGGUCUGCCAGGACUCACUGGACCCAAGGGUUCCAAAGGAGAGUCUGGUGAACCCGGUGUACCAGGACCAGUUGGGGCUACUGGAAGGGCAGGACCUAGAGGAUUUUCAGGACCACCUGGUCCACCCGGACCUUCUGGUUCACCUGGUAUUAUCUAUGGUAAUGAUGGAGACCAAGUGGGAAGACUAAGAGGUCAGCCAGGUGCUUCGGGUUUUCCAGGUAUGCCUGGUAUGCCAGGUUUUAAGGGUCAUAAAGGUCACCCUGGACGUAAUGGAGAACCUGGUAAAGAUGGCAUAGAUGGAACGAAAGGUCAGAAAGGAGAAGCAGGACCACGUGGUAGAGAUGGGAUGAAUGGUGUUCCGGGAAGACAAGGUGAGCAAGGAUCACUAGGCGACAAAGGAGAAAUCGGUCAGCGUGGUUUUCCAGGAACUCUUGGACCUACUGGACCCAUGGGACCCAGAGGUAUGGAGGGGCCACCAGGUGCCAGAGGAGAGAUGGGUUUGAAAGGUGAAAGAGGGCCAGCUGGAAGGAAUGGUCUUACUGGUACGCAGGGACAAAAAGGACAAAAGGGUGAGGCUGGUAUGGACGGGAUGGACGGCGCGCAGGGUCCUCAGGGACAGAAAGGAGCCCAGGGUGACGUCGGAUUAAUAGGACCUUCAGGAAAGGAUGGUUUCAUGGGAUUGACAGGUCCACCUGGUCCAACUGGACCAGCGGGAAUGAAAGGAAAUCAAGGAAAGCAAGGAGAAACUGGAUCCAGAGGAGCUAGAGGAUUAAUGGGGGUACAAGGAAUGCAGGGAUUGCCAGGUCUUGAAGGCCCAAUUGGUAAGAAAGGAGAUCGAGGCCAGACUGGUGUUGCUGGAGAUCCUGGAAAUCAAGGACCUAUGGGACCGAGAGGCGAGACUGGACCUGUGGGAUUGAAAGGACAGAAAGGUGAUCUUGGUGUUCCUGGCAUCCAGGGCCAAACUGGAUUUCCAGGUCCUGUUGGUAUGAAGGAUUACGGUAAUCCAAAGGAUGCAGAAAGAAGAAAAAAAAGUGACUUCUCAGUUAUCAGUCACAAUUGCGAGGAUGGUGCGAAAGGAGUUCGUGGUCAAGAAGGCAAAGGCAUCAUGGGUCCAGAAGGACCUCCUGGCAACCCAGGUGUUCCAGGUCCACAAGGUCUUAGCCUACCGGGACGGGACGGCGAAAGAGGUCCCCCUGGCCCACCUGGCAUCACUGGUGAACAAGGGCAGGUUGGUUUACGUGGCCCUCCUGGUUACUGUGAAUAUUGUAACUAUGCACCAGGAUUGUCACCAAUGGGAUUGAGCCAGAAGAACAUCAAAGGAUAG
Molecule: messenger RNA, 2611 nt
Organism: Saccoglossus kowalevskii
Lineage: Eukaryota; Metazoa; Hemichordata; Enteropneusta; Harrimaniidae
Cellular component (GO): extracellular matrix
Source: RefSeq, a predicted model, not a curated record